CUUGACGCGCAAUCAUCAUGUCAGAUCAGUCUUUGCCUCCCGGUGCUCUGGAAGCAUUACAACGCCCUUCGAAUGCUGGAGACCGCUCCAUAAUUCGCAAACUAUCUGAUUUCGAUCAAGGCUUACUUGCGGUUUCUGCAUCGCACGAUAAGAAUCUGGGAGAAUCGACACACAAAUUUGACCUUCUUUGUCCCCGUAAUGGAUGCGGUAGCGUCAUCUUGAAAGCGGGCGUCGGCCGAUGUGUAGAGCGUGAUAGCGUCGAGCUCGAUAUUGCAAAGGAGCCUCUUCACCCAGACCUGCCAGCACUGCCAGAUCCACCUGCGACUACGCACUGGUGGUUGGUGACUCCAAAUAUAAUGGACUUUGAGAACAUUGGUUUUACAAAGCCUGUCCAGAAAGACGUUGCAGCACAAAAGCUCAAGUUCCUGAUUUGUGCAGAGUGCGACCUUGGUCCAUUGGGGUGGUGCGAAGAAGGGGGUCAUGAAUUCUGGCUAGCUUGUUCACGUGUGGGAUAUCGCUGAGACACAUUCUGUCAUGUUAAUUGGGAAUUAGUGUUUACAGACCGAUACUGAACAAGUCACGAAGCAGGAUAAGAAAUAACGACUGCAUGUGUAGCAACGAACUGGGAUCUGCCGAUGCUGAACCUCGCUGAGGUGGCACCUCAGAAGGCUUGACUCUCACCGUGACUAUGUUCAAAUCCGUCUGCCCAGAAUAGACUCGAGAGACCCUAUGAAAUGAGCUUAGCCAUGAAAGACCCCGACGUGUUUAUUGAAUCUCUCCAGCGGUCUUGUGGAGUUGUGACGCAUAUCACAUUGAUGGAUGCUCGAAGUUCUGU
This is a messenger RNA of Suillus subalutaceus, 835 nucleotides long. Its product is annotated as Mss4-like protein. The coding region runs from base 18 to 521 and encodes 167 amino acids. The record is from RefSeq and is a predicted model, not a curated record. Gene Ontology annotation, biological process: post-Golgi vesicle-mediated transport; small GTPase-mediated signal transduction. The transcript is spliced from 3 exons. Gene Ontology annotation, cellular component: membrane; cytosol. Gene Ontology annotation, molecular function: zinc ion binding; guanyl-nucleotide exchange factor activity. NCBI's taxonomy places the organism in Eukaryota, Fungi, Basidiomycota, Agaricomycetes, Boletales, Suillaceae.